Molecule: messenger RNA, 2919 nt
Organism: Gadus morhua (Atlantic cod)
Lineage: Eukaryota; Metazoa; Chordata; Actinopteri; Gadiformes; Gadidae
Gene: gramd2b
Product: GRAM domain containing 2B
Exons: 14
Coding region: 455-1720 (421 amino acids)
Cellular component (GO): cytoplasmic microtubule
Source: RefSeq, a predicted model, not a curated record
CAGGCUUAUUGAGUCAAAGCAGAAGAACAGAGUGAUGCACCAUCAAGACCGGAGGUCAGCUCUUCUACAAAUCCUUCUACAGAUCCUUCUAGCCACAGAUCCUUCUACAGAUCCUUCUACAGAUCCUUCUACAAAUCCUUCUACAGAUCCUUCUAGCUACAGAUCCUUCUACAGAUCCUUCUACAGAUCCUUCUAGCCACAGAUCCUUCUACAGAUCCUUCUAGCUACAGAUCCUUCUAGCUACAGAUCCUUCUCGGCACAGAUCAUUCUACAGCUGUUCUGUUUUCUUUCUUGUAAUCUGGUGGUCAUCAGAGUGUAGUAGUACAGUAGUUGGAGGGCAGAUCAAUGAGAUGAACUUACAAUGACGUGUGUCUUCGGUUUACACAUUUAUUUAAAGGAGAGAAGUAACGUGGAGGACUUUUAAAGCAAGAGGAGAAAGAAGAAGCUCCCCCACAUGGAGAAGGUCUUCAUGGAUGUAAUGGAUGGAAGUUCUCCUCGGAGGAGGAGGUACACCGUGAGUCGGUCCUCCUGUCUGUCCAGCCCUCCCCAGGCCCGGAGACCCUCUCACCAUGGUUGUGAUGCAAACGCAGUAUGUGAGCAGCGCCAGAGGAAGGGAGGAUCAGAGCGGACCCACCUGGACCUCGACCACUCACAGCCCCCCGGGAGGAGGAAGCCUCACCUGGUCAGGUCGAAGACGUUUGACCAUUCCCUGCUGAACCACCUGCCACCAGACACUGGAGCCAAGGUAGAGCAGAAGAAGCCUCACUACAGCCAGCUUUCCAAGACUAACUCCCAGUAUCAUAAAGUAUUUAAGGACAUCUGCAAAGAGGAGCUUCUCCGUCAGAGUUAUACGUGUGCGUUGCAGAAGGACAUCCUGUACCAGGGAAGACUGUUUGUCUCAGACAACUGGAUCUGCUUUCAAUCUAAAGUCUUUGGCAAAGACACCAAGAUCGCCAUUCCAGUGGUUUUUGUCACAAACAUCAAAAAGACCAAAACCGCCAUCUUGGUCCCCAAUGCCCUGGAGAUCUCCACAUCCAGGGACCGGUACGUGUUCGUCUCCUUCCUGUCCAGAGAUAACACAUACAAGUUCCUGAUGUCUGUCUGUCUGCACCUGGAGGAGAAGAGUCCCUGUGGCAGCCCCUUCCCCUCAGCCGACAGCAAUUUCCGGGUUCAAAGGUCAAUUCCAUCCCCACACUUCCCACUGGGGUUCCCCGCUGAUUUCAGUGAACUGGGAGUGAUGAGAGAUGAUCUGGAGGAGAGUAGUAGCUCUGACUCUCCCACCCAAGAGAUGGCUGAGUAUCCUGUUCCAACUCUUCUCGAGGUUCUAAAGCACCCUGAUGAACAAGUUCCCCUGGACCGGACGACCCAGGAGAUUCCAGUGCUCCAGGUUGAUGACAUGUGUUCAGGCUCCUGCAAGGUGAAAGAGAGAGCGAUGACGCCCCCAACCAGUCCUAAGUCCGUGUCCAUCAACACUCUGCUCUUCAUCUACCUGCUGCUAGUGUGUGUGUUAGUUGUGUCUUCCUGCUACAUGGCGUACAGGAUCUUCUCUCUGGAACACACUCUAACCUCCAUGAGCGACCUCUCCAAGUACCAAAAUGAGUUCCAGGGAGGACCUGCUGAAGUCCACACAGAGCUCUACUCUGAACUCACCCUCAGUCUCAUGAAGCUAGAGACGGUCCAGAGGAACCUCCAGAGACUGCUGGACGAGGUUUCUGCUUGACUUCAUCACUGCUGGAUGACGUCAUAUCUGCUGGAUGAUGUCAUCGCUGCCGGAUGAUGUCAUUGCUGCUGGUGGUCGCUGUGGAUAAAACAACUCAGCGCUGCUACAUGUUGAGCUUGUAAUCUGAGGGCUAUGAUGCUAUUUACAAUGCAUCGUGGUUGUUUUUUAGCCGCUGGGAUAGCUUAGCCUCUCUAUCAUGUGAUCAAAGUUCCAUUAGGAUUGACACAGCUGGGCUGAAAUCAAAUGAAGAAACCUCAAUCUUAAAUAGAUACAGCACAGCACUAACUAUCAGGACAAGCCUGUGGGGCUGGGCUGAUAGAGACUAACCACAUCCCAUGCCUCCCUAUUUUCGUCCUGCCUUAAUUUUGAAAUCUGUCAUAUCAGGGUUGGGUCAGGGUUAGAAACUGAUGGUCAGGGUUAGAUGGCUAACCCUUAACCUGUUCCAGUGUAAACUGCUACUGUGUGUUAUUUUAUGUUGAGGUGUGUCUGUAGUUCAACUCCUUAAUUAAUGUAUUUGAGGUUCAACAGUGAAUAUCCAGGGUGUCCAAAUGCAACUGGUAACCUCUUCAUAUGUGAAGUUAAAGAUAAAAUAUCGCAAAGUUAGCGUUUUGACAUCUUUUGCAUUCAGCUGGAAUUGCUGCGGUGGUCUGAUGGGUUAAGGUUAACAACUUUCACUUAUAUGAUGACAAUGUUCUUCCUACCUUGAUUUUUUUCUGAAAUUGAAUUUACUUAAAGGUAGAAAAUGUAAUAUUUCGGCAUUAAAACAUACGUACAAAUGACAAGAUAUAUGUUACAUACUUUAUUUUCUUAUGCACUAACAUAAUCCCAAAUGUUUUCAGCCAUUGCUAAUCUCAUAGUGAAACCCGAACUUUUGAAAUAGAAACGUCCCGGGCAAUUACGUUGAGUCUUGACGCCAUAAUUUCCCUUUAAGAAAAAGUAUCCAGUAAUACUGGAAACACGGGAAGCAUAGGGUUUAAGAACGGACGACAGAAAACUAGAUAGCUAUCCACUAUAUUGUGUGUUCAAUGUUUUUAUUUCUCCCUUGUGAUGGAACACGAUUAUUAUGACUACUGUUGUGAUAUGUAAAUGGUACUAGAUUAUAGCUAUGCAGAGUGACACGUCACUCCAUGAGCAGCGUAGGAAUAGCGGUGUUGGAUUGUUCCUGAACCUAACCUGAAGUAAAGAUACGUUGGAUCGUG